Carica papaya (papaya) is the source of this 1323-nucleotide messenger RNA. RefSeq lists its product as uncharacterized. The record is from RefSeq and is a predicted model, not a curated record. Lineage: Eukaryota; Viridiplantae; Streptophyta; Magnoliopsida; Brassicales; Caricaceae.
GUCAUUCAGUGUUCAGUUCUGAGUUUCUCCUCCACAGCUCCGCCUGUUUUCUGGUUAUCAGGCGGUGGCGGUGUAGCAGAGAAGAAGAAAAAGGAAGCAUAUGUCACUUUAUCGCUGACGAAGAAACCCUAACAGGUGCUAUAAGUUGUAAACUGUGGACUAUUUAGCUUUUUUCCAACCACUUCUUUGGAUAGCAUUAAGGGAGUUUUCGCUUACAAAUAAAUUGAAGGGAUUGGCCUGCUUCAAUGCAAAAUGGAGGAUCCUAAAGAUUCAACAGAAUCACAGUUCCUGACGCCAGUAUCACAUGGUCCAUCAAACAACGAUCAAAAUAUAACACCUGAGACUCUUAUUGUAGAUUCUGGUUCAGUAUCCGAUCUUAGUACCAGAAAGCUUGUUAGUGACCAUGUUGACGUAGUCCAGAAUUUGAUUGAAAGGUGUCUGCUGUUGUACAUGAAUAGAGACGAAGUGGUGAGGACACUCUUUUCUUGCGCCCAAAUUACACCUGGAGUUACAAUGCUUGUAUGGCAGAGACUGGAAGAACAAAAUGCUGAUUUUUUCAAGGCCUACUAUUUAAGGCUAAAGCUGAAAGAACAAAUAUUACUGUUCAAUCAGUUACUUGAGCAGCAAGCCUGUCUGAUGAACCAACCAGCACACCAGAAGCUUCCAUUGCCUCAUAUACAAAGUGAAGCUCAUCGCAUGCCUGUAAACAAUUUGCGGAUGGGAUACCCUGUUAACCAGCAGCUCCCUAUUACAUCUAGCGGUCAUCCUCAGAUGGGUUUCACUGGCGGUAUGCCCAGUCAUCAUGCAGCUAGUGAAAUCCCUGCUGCACACAGUUUCCAAAUUCCCCAGCCGCAGCUAGGUUUCAGAAGAGAAAAUUUAGCUAAUUCAGUCCUUCCUAGAAGUGGUAUCAUGAACCCAGAUACUUCUUUUGGCCCUGGAUCGUCAACAGCAUCCGGUGGGCAAUUUGCUUUUGCUUCACCGCAGAUGCUGGAUUGGAAUGUGAAUGCACCCGUGAUCAACUCUAAUCUCCAAUCUCAAUUGGCGCCAGUUCACUCUGCCUUCCCAUCUCAAAUGGCGAGUUCAGAAGGAUUGCAAAUUGGGAUGAAUGCAGAGACGCAUGGGCAGAUGGGAAACUCUGAAGAGUCCUUGCAACAGUUGGAUCCGAUACCUUGGGAUUUUAGUUUCCCAGACCUUGUUUUUCCGGAACUGACAAAUGAGGAAGUUGAGUUCAUCUUUUCUGAUGACAUACCUGGGCCCCCGGUAGCAGCCGUUCAAUCUGGGGAGGAAAAUCCACCCACCAUGCCCGGUGAGAAUAAAUUUUAA